ACUUUAUUCCAUUAACUCUUCCUCUCAGUACAUGAUCAUCCUUGGUUUGGUCUUCAUCUUCCAGUUUGGAAUUUCUUGCUCAUGUUUGGCUAUUAACCGAAGCAAACAGACAGAUGUCAUCAAUGCUUCUUGGUGGGUCAUGAGCAACAGCACCAGGCAUGAACUGGAAAGAAGUUUUGAUUGCUGUGGCUUGUUCAACCUCACAACUGUGUACCAAGAUGAUCCUUCUUGCAAUGCAAUUUGCAAGAACAGGAGUUCCACAUGCCAGAUGUGUGGAGAAAAGUUUCUUAAGCAUUCAGACGAAGCCCUGAAAAUCCUGGGGGGUGUUGGAUUAUUCUUUAGCUUUACGGAGAUCCUUGGUGUUUGGCUAGCAAUGAGAUUUCGGAAUCAGAAGGACCCUCGAGCUAACCCUAGUGCCUUUCUAUGAGACUAAGGACCCUUCUGACUUUUCCCUGUUUUCUCUCAGCUUUUUAUUCCUCCCUUUGGGAAAAUUUAGGGUCUAAAGCCCUUUUUGUUUAAGAAAAAGGAAAGGCCCUUUGCCACAUUCCCUAAAACUAAUUGAAUGGCUAGGCUUUAAGUCCUGACAUAUUUUGGAACAAGAGUAAGUAAGGAGGAGGAAAUACUCCCUGUUUCCCCAAGUGGAUAUAGACAGAGCCUGGGAGUGCAUGGAUGUGGGGUAGAGUCACUCACUCAUAGCUUUUUCUUUUUUUUCACUCUUCUGCAUGCUAGACCACCUCAACAUGCUUUGGCCUGGCUCCAAGAGUAAAUCAGAUGCAAGACCCACUUUGAGAAAGCUUAGUGAACAUAAGCCGCCUUAACCUCCAGUCAAAGAGCUCCACUGACAGCCUAGGCCCUGUGUAACUUAAUGAAAGAGUCUUUAUAGUUGUGCAGGGAAGUUCCUUCUUUCAAGUGGUUUUUCAAAUCACCCAAUGGCAAAGCCAAUCAGAGUAAGAAACAAAAAAAAAAAAAGACCAUAUUUCUUUG
Molecule: messenger RNA, 984 nt
Organism: Marmota monax (woodchuck)
Lineage: Eukaryota; Metazoa; Chordata; Mammalia; Rodentia; Sciuridae
Product: tetraspanin-31-like
Exons: 4
Coding region: 32-427 (131 amino acids)
Cellular component (GO): membrane
Source: RefSeq, a predicted model, not a curated record